Impatiens glandulifera is the source of this 1534-nucleotide messenger RNA. RefSeq lists its product as uncharacterized. The coding region runs from base 435 to 1304 and encodes 289 amino acids. NCBI's taxonomy places the organism in Eukaryota, Viridiplantae, Streptophyta, Magnoliopsida, Ericales, Balsaminaceae. The transcript has a single exon. Gene Ontology annotation, molecular function: S-adenosylmethionine-dependent methyltransferase activity. The record is from RefSeq and is a predicted model, not a curated record.
AAAGAAAAAGAAAAAGAAAAAGAAAAAAGUAGUAAGAAAAGAUGAUGAUCGGCAUCUCACCCAAUUCUGCCAUUUUACAAUCUCCUGACCAUUUCCAUCAACAAUCAUCUUUGAUUUCUUCUUCUUCUUUCAUCUGACACUAAUAUUAUUGGUCCCAUUCUUUGAUCUUCAAAACCCCCCACCACCAUUCUCAUUCUCUCUCUCUCUCUCUCUCUCUCUCUCUCGUCUUUCAGACCCCGAGCCCUCUGAUCCCUGAGCCCUGAGCCCACUUUACUUCCCCUGAGCUUCAUUUCACUUCACUUAACUCAUUCGCAUCUCAUCGGGAUCAACAAACAUUCCUACACUCUGUCUGCCAGCCAGAGCCAUAGCCAUUGUUUUAAAAUUUGAAUCAGAAAUUAAUAAAGGGGCCACCCGCCGGAGUAAAGUCAGUAAAAAUGGGGAAAACAGGGCGAGAUUGGACGCAGAUCUACGCUAUUUACGGCAUGGACGACUGGCAAACACCAGUCUUUCUCCUAAUCCACGCCAUCUUCUUCUCCUUCCUAUCCCUUCUCUUACUCCUCUACUUCCCCCCGAUCUGUCUCUUCUUCGAAUCACUAUUCCCCAAUCUCCCCAUCGGCGCCGCCCGUUUCACAAUCGGUUUCAUCGGCUCCGUCACCGCUCUCUCCUCCGUCUGCCUCUACCUCGCCGCCGCCAACAUCUUCUACUCCGCCGUCUGUCUCCACUGGGAAAUAUCCCAACGAAUGCUAACCUCCGUCUCCGACUGGUCAUCCGUCAAACAAGCUCUAGUAGUCGGUUGCGGCCGUGGAAUCCUCCUCAACUCCGUAGCUAUGCAGCUUAAAAAGGGAGGAAGUUCGGGUCGGGUUGUGGGUAUUGAACCCGGGAAAUCAACGGCUGUAUCUGCCCUCCGAACAGCAGGAAUCGAGGGUGUUCAGGAAUACGUCACUUGCCGGGAAGGUGACGCAAGGAGACUUCCUUUCAGCGAUGGAUACUUUGACACGGUGGCGUCGGGGAUGUUUUUGCAUAGGGUGGGGAAGGAGUUAGGACGGAGCUCUGCCGGGGCGGCGGCGGAGAGGAUUCGGGUUGUCGGGGAAUUAGUAAGGGUGUUGAAACCGGGAGGAGUUGGAGUUGUGUGGGACCUUUUACAUGUUCCUGAGUAUGUGGAGAAAUUGAAAGAGAUGAAGAUGGAGGAGAUAAGAGUGUCGGAGAGAGUGACGGCGUUCAUGGUUAGUAGCCAUAUCGUGUCUUUUAGGAAACCCAGAUACCACGUGGCCACGUCGGGAGAGGUUCGGUUGGAUUGGAGAUGAAAUGAUAAUUCUACAACAUCACAUCAGUAAAUUUAUUAUUAUUAUUAUUACUGUAAGUAGUAGUAGUAAAAGGUGAAAAAAGAUAUGACAAUAAGAUAAGAUCAGAUCAAAUCAGAUGAGAUGAAAUCCUCUGUUUUGUGGUUUUCCUUUUAAAAACUUACUAUUAUUAUUAUUAUUAUUGUUAAAGUUUCUGGUUAAGCGAAGCUGACCCAGAUCAAGAUUAUUACUUA